Molecule: messenger RNA, 2561 nt
Organism: Bactrocera oleae (olive fruit fly)
Lineage: Eukaryota; Metazoa; Arthropoda; Insecta; Diptera; Tephritidae
Product: solute carrier family 22 member 3
Biological process (GO): transmembrane transport
Cellular component (GO): membrane
Molecular function (GO): transmembrane transporter activity
Source: RefSeq, a predicted model, not a curated record
CUUCUAAAGCAAUUUUCCCAAUAGCUCGAACACGCCGGCGCAAUCAACAAGGCAAUGAGCAGCCCGAGAGUAACAAUGCCGUGUACCUUCUUUUUAUUUGUCUGAGGAACGUCGCGCUACUAGGUUGCUUUGGCGCGCGUCUGCCGUAUGCAUUUUGGAAAACUUCGUUAAAAUCAAAAUAACCAAAGAAGCCGCUGAUCAGUUGAAAAAAAUCGCUUUAGUUAAAGAAAAGAAAAAAUACUUUGAUCACGGAGUUGUCAAAGCGAUCAUGACAACUGAAAGUGGUGCAGUAAACAACGCGGCGCCUGCGACGGUAGCGAAUGCAAAUGAAGAGUCCGCUAAAGUUGGCGAUGACUGCACGUUGGAUGGCAUUCUGGUGCGUAUCGGACAAUUCGGGCGCUUUCAACUCUUCAACUAUGUGCUACUGUGCAUACCGAUGAUCUUCAAUGCAUUCUUCUCCAUUUCGUAUGUGUUUACGGCGAGUACUGUGGUGCACAGAUGUAACGUGACGCAGUGUGAUAGCGCUUGGAGCGCCUAUGAUGAACCAUGGCUCAACUACACCAUACCCAUGAAGGGAUCCAGCUAUGAUCAGUGCACACGCUAUGUGACUAACGGUAAUUCGGCACGUAUAACCACGAAUUACUACGCAAACCCCGCGAGCAAGUUCUGCGCACCGGAAUAUUUCAAUCAAAGUGUUACCGAGAAAUGUGAAAACGAUUUCAAAUUUCGCGAUACUGAAUAUACAAUAUCGAAUGAGUUUUCCAUUUUCUGUUCGAGUAUAUGGAUGCUGACCAUGGUUGGUACGGUAAAUAAUAUUGGACAGUUUGUGGGCAUACCGGUGGGUGGAUUUUUCGCAGAUCGUUUUGGGCGUCGCACAAUGCUCGCCUUCGGCGGUUUCUUCAGCGCCAUUAUGGGUAUACUGCGCUCAAUAUCCACCAACUACUACAUGUUCAUAGCAUUCGAAUUCAUCGAUAUGGCUGUUGGUAGUACACUCUUUCCCACGGCAUUUCUUCUAGCCAUCGAAUUAGUGGGACCCAAACGACGCGUGGCCGCCGCUACCAUCAUAACGAUUUUCUAUUCGCUGGGCGAGGCGCUUUUGGGCAUUUUAGCGCAACGCUUCCAGAAUUGGCGUGAUUUAUUGCGCGUGCUCUACACGCCGGCGCUCUUACUGAUACUCUUUCUUUUCGUGCUGCCGGAGAGUGUACGCUGGCUGCUGAGUCAGGGUAGAGAGGAGGAUGCUACACGCUUGCUCAAACGUGCCGCACGCAUAAAUAAACGUGAAAUACCAGAGAAUGAUUUGAAGGCACUGGUAGCGGAAAAUCAGGCAAAGCUAGGGCAGGCACAAGAAAGCCACUAUCCGAUAGUGAAAGCUUUGAAGCUAUUUCGUUGGCGUAUCUUGAAUUGUUGCUUCUGCUGGUUCACGCACACUUUGGUUGCAUUGGGCUUGAGUCUUACCUCAGUCACGCUGGGCGGUAACAAGUACACAAAUUUCCAAUUGAAUGGCUUGGUACAAGUGCCUGGCUUAAUUUUACCGCUACUGAUUAUGGAUCGCCUUGGGCGGCGCUAUUCGCUAUGCGGCUCUAUGCUGGUAUGUGCACUUUGUAUGGGCAUUACCGCGCUGGUGGGAGGAAAUCAUGAGAUUACCGAGUUGGUGCUGUUUUUAAUUGGGAAAUUUGCGAUUACAUGUAGUUUUCAGAUUUUAUACUUUUUUACUUCGGAAAUAUUCCCUACAAAUGUACGCAACAGUUUACUGUCAUUUUGCUCUAUGGUUGGACGCAUCGGAUCGAUGUUGGCCCCACAAGCACCGCUUUUGGCCAAUUACUAUGAGUAUGCGCCGCAAAUACUCUUUGCUAGCUUUGCCUUAAUUAGCGGUACAUUAACUCUGCUCUUCCCUGAAACGACUGAUAAAGUCUUACCAACAACGUUACAAGAUGCCGAACAAUUGAAUGAUAAAAAGCGUAAAAAUAAGGCAAAUAUUGUUGAAUGAGUUAUAUUGCGGUUGGAGUGAAGUGUUUUGCGAGUAUAUAUGUAUAAACAAAUGUAAAUUGUGCAUUUUGCUAAAAUAUUCUAUAUUUAAUAGAUUUGUGUACAUAUAUAUAUGUAUAUAUACUUAAUUUAAAUGUGUUUUUGUAUGUAUAGAAAUCCGUUAUAGGUCAGGUUAAAAAACGUGUUUGGAAAUUAUAUGCAGCAUUUAUGGUCAGCAGUAAUAUACAAUAAUAUAAUAGUAAAUAAAAUUGUUUCAGUUAAUCAUUUUAUGGUGUCACUUUGUAAAGACAAUAUAAGACAAAUAUAUUUAAUGUAUAAUACAUGUUGUUGUACAUUAUAUGGACUUACCUAGAGUUCUUGGUACAGAAUUACGCAUCCAUAUUACGAUAUUGUAAUCUAAUGAAUAUGGUAGGUUUUUAUAAAUUUCAUUGAUAAUUUAGUUAAAUGUUAUUGCUUCUUGCUACAUCUGAUAGAUCGCUUAAUUGCAUAUUAUUUUUUUGAUAUUUGGAUAUACUUAAUUGAUUAUAAUUGCUUGUUUUGUGUUCCAAUAUACUUUAUAUAUCCUAUAUACUUUA